CUUGCUGGCUAUUGUCAAUACUUUUACUGCUCCCCAACUUCAGCUAAAAGAAAAAACCUAUAAAAGGCGCCAUUAUUAUCACUCAAGAUAAACGAAAGCACAAAAAAGAAAAAGAAUAUAUUAUCAGAAUACUGUAGCUAAACAACAGCAAGAAGAAGAUGAUGAAAUGAGCGGUGGCGUGCAGUGCUAUUCUCCGGUAGCUUGAAGUCUUGAUUUUGUUGUACAAAGCGCCCAAGCAACAAACGUUACCAGAACAAAGGGAGAUAAGAAAAGUAGGAAAAGGGCAUCAACACAAAAACAAAAGCAAAAGAUUUCUUACAAGCAAGAAGCUAAGUUUUCUUCUUCUUUUUAUUUAAAAAAAAAGAAGGGGGGAAGUUUACGUGUGUUAUUGUGUUGUUGUAAUUUUUCACAAUGAGGGGAAGAACAGAGAUUCUCGCGUUAUUUGUUUUUUGUUUGCUUACUGCAACGACGACGUUUGCAUCCACCGUCACGUACGAUAGCCGAGCGAUUGUCAUCGACGGGAAACGCCGCGUUUUGGUAUCCGGCUCCAUUCACUACCCUCGCAGCACCCCUGAUAUGUGGCCAGACCUUAUUCAAAAAUCCAAAGAUGGAGGAUUAGAUAUGAUCGAAACUUACGUUUUCUGGAAUCUACACGAACCAGUUAGAAACCAGUAUAAUUUCGAAGGAAGAAUCGAUUUGGUUAAAUUUGUAAAGUUAGUUGCAGCAGCUGGUCUUUAUGUUCAUCUUCGCAUCGGACCAUAUGUUUGUGCUGAAUGGAACUAUGGUGGAUUUCCUCUUUGGUUACAUUUUAUACCCGGGAUCAAGUUCCGAACUGAUAACGAACCAUUCAAGUCAGAAAUGCAGAGGUUUACGGCUAAAAUUGUGAACAUGAUGAAGCAAGAGAAAUUGUAUGCAUCACAAGGAGGACCCAUUAUCUUGUCACAGAUUGAAAAUGAAUAUGGAAACAUUGAUUCAGCAUAUGGGGCAGCUGCAAAAUCGUAUAUUAAAUGGGCAGCUGAUAUGGCUGUUUCAUUGGAUACUGGAGUUCCAUGGGUCAUGUGCCAGCAAUCUAAUGCUCCUGAUCCCAUUAUUAACACUUGCAAUGGAUAUUACUGUGAUCAAUUCACCCCAAAUUCUAAUAAGAAACCGAAAAUGUGGACUGAGAAUUGGUCUGGAUGGUUCCUUUCAUUUGGUGGUGCCGUUCCCUACAGACCUGUAGAGGACCAAGCAUUUGCGGUUGCACGGUUUUAUCAAAGAGGUGGAACUUUCCAAAACUAUUAUAUGUACCAUGGUGGAACAAACUUUGGCAGGACUACAGGUGGACCCUUCAUUGCUACUAGUUAUGAUUAUGAUGCUCCAAUUGAUGAGUAUGGACUUGUUAGACAACCUAAGUGGGGUCACCUAAGAGAUGUUCAUAAGGCUAUAAAGCUUUGUGAAGAAGCGCUGAUAGCCACUGAUCCUACGAUUUCCUCCUUGGGUCCAAACUUGGAGGCUGCUGUAUAUAAAACAGGAUCAGUAUGUUCUGCUUUUCUUGCCAAUGUGGACAUCAAAUCUGAUGCAACUGUUAAAUUUAAUGGCAAUUCUUACCUUUUGCCUGCAUGGUCUGUCAGCAUCUUACCCGACUGCAAGAAUGUAGUUCUGAAUACUGCCAAGAUUAACUCUCAGACUGUGAUUCCUAGCUUCAUGCAUGAAUCUCUGAAUACCAAUGUCGACUCAACUGACUCAAUCGGGUCAGGGUGGAGUUGGUUAAACGAACCCGUGGGCAUCUCAAAGGCCGGUGCAUUUAAUAAACUUGGAUUGUUAGAGCAAAUCAACACUACUGCUGAUAAAAGUGACUACUUGUGGUAUUCAUUAAGCAUGGAUAUCAAGGGAGAGGAGCCUUUCCUUCAAGAUGGAUCUCAAACCGUUCUCCAUGUUGAAUCACUUGGGCAUUCUCUUCACGCUUUUAUAAAUGGGAAACUUGCAGGGAGCGGAACUGGUAAUAGUGGUAAUGCUAAGGUUAAAGUGGAUAUCCCCAUCACAGUUGUAGCUGGGAAGAACACAAUCGAUCUGCUGAGUUUGACUGUAGGACUACAGAACUAUGGGGCCUUUUUUGACCUAUCGGGGGCAGGGGUCACUGGUCCGGUGAAAUUAAAUGGUUUAAACAAUGGUAGCAGCAUUGAUCUCUCCUCACAGCAGUGGACAUAUCAGGUCGGACUUAAAGGAGAAGACUCAGGUCUACCAAGUGGAAGUUCAUCGGAAUGGAUCUCACAAUCCGGCUUGCCUAAGAAUCAACCCCUAAUAUGGUACAAGACAAAUUUUGAUGCCCCAACUGGGAAGGCUCCAAUUGCAUUAGACUUCACUGGGAUGGGAAAGGGUGAAGCAUGGGUGAACGGUCAGAGCAUUGGACGAUAUUGGCCGACCUAUAUCACUCCAAGUGGUGGCUGUACCGACUCUUGUAAUUAUAGAGGACCUUACAAUGCAAACAAAUGCCGCAAGAAUUGUGGGAAGCCAUCUCAGAAAUUGUACCAUGUACCCCGUUCAUGGUUACAAUCGAGUGGUAACAUUCUUGUAUUGUUUGAGGAAAUUGGUGGGGAUCCGACACAGCUUGCUUUUGCAACAAGACAGACUGGAAGUUUGUGCUCACAUGUAUCUGAAUCGCACCCAUUACCUGUAGAUAUGUGGAGUUUGGAUUCAGAAACAAGAAAGGCUUCAAACUCUACUCUAUCUCUCAGUUGCCCAUCUCCGAAUCAGGUUAUUUCUUCAAUCAAAUUUGCAAGCUAUGGAACUCCCCUUGGCACUUGCGGCAGUUUUAGCCAUGGCAGGUGUAGCAGCAGUAAAGCACGUUCCAUCGUACACAAGGCUUGCAUUGGAUCGACAAGUUGCAGUAUCGGUGUAUCAACUAGCACCUUUGGUGACCCUUGCAAGGGAGUAAAGAAAAGCUUAGCGGUAGAAGUUUCUUGUGCAUGAAGAAAUGUCAAUAAGCAUGCAUUAUUGGAAGCGAGCGGAGCAUUGUACCCAAGUAAGUGUUCAAACCAAAUAAGCUUUUCGGCAAAGGAUUCUUCUCAUUGGGGGAGGGGGGCGCCUCAUACCGGAAAUAUGUUUCGUCCUAGAACUAGAAAAAUAAACAACGUAGUGGCAACUUUAAUGGCACUUAUGCAUAGUAUCUUUUAGCAGAGUACAUGCCUUGUCACAGAAACAAUUUCAUUUAAAGAAAUCAAAGUUGCUUCGGUUUA
This is a messenger RNA of Hibiscus syriacus, 3215 nucleotides long. RefSeq names its product beta-galactosidase 8-like. Lineage: Eukaryota; Viridiplantae; Streptophyta; Magnoliopsida; Malvales; Malvaceae. Gene Ontology annotation, molecular function: beta-galactosidase activity; carbohydrate binding. Gene Ontology annotation, biological process: carbohydrate metabolic process. Bases 412 to 2949 code for a protein of 845 amino acids. The transcript has 19 exons. Gene Ontology annotation, cellular component: vacuole; cell wall. The record is from RefSeq and is a predicted model, not a curated record.